AUGAAUAUGUUCGUUGCCGUGGAUGAAGGAGGGGCACUUGAGAAUUGCAGAAAGGCCGCUGCCGAUGCGGCGGGAAGUCUCGCUAGACCCUCCGUCUAUUUGGCCGACCAUAAAGUCAACAACACACGAUCUGGAGCCCAUGAUCAAGCCCCGCCUGAAGAUAAAUCAACCGAUAAUCCCGGCAAUGCCUCCCAGGUUCAGGAGAGACAAACCCCUGUUCAAGUGAUCUCAGUCGGACUUGCGGAAGAAUCGGAUUCUUUCACACCUGAGUUCAGCAAUGCUUUUGUGGCUACCACGACCGACUCGCGACAUAUCAACAUCACUACGAUGGCACCGAGAGCCUUGCACUUCCCAGUCAUCGGUCGUGCGAGGCACCCAUCGCCUCAGUCACAGUCUGAGUUACAGGUCGCGGGUCCCGCCUCCCCAAGCCUCAGCAGGACGCUCAACUCUUCUACCUCAGAAACAUCAAGCUCUGGCUGGACCGAGGAUGGCCGAGAGCGAGACGUGAACCUGGUCGUUUCUCUGUCGUGCUAUACCUUGCUUUGGACAUUCCUGAAGUUGGUGACAGCACCUUCCGAGUCUGGUCAGCAGCCCAGGGACGGGCCGAAUCACACGAAAGAUGUCCUUGGACACAAGUCAUCAUCUCGGAAUAGUCGAGUGAGUGGAAAGAAAAGGCAAGAUACUUCCGAAGAUGAAUUGGACGACGAGGACGGUGAGAGAGGCGCAAAACGCAAGCGAGUAGAUGCCACAUGUGCAGACGAGCAUGAUAUCCGACCACUUGCGUGCCCCUUCAACAAGUAUGACAACGUGUUGUUUGGGCCAGAAUCGGCAGACGAAGCAUAUCAUUGCUGUGCUACUUCCAGCUUCAUGAAUAUCGCACGUCUAAAGCGCGAUUUCUCUUCGCAGGCCAUGGUCGCAGCCCAUUUGCGCGAAACCCCGAUGUGCCCCGUCCUUGAACCACCGCUCUUUGUGGAGAAGAUCAGUAAGGACUUGGCCGAGGAGCUCGGGCUCGAUCGCAAAAACUCCCCGCGCACGGACAGGAUUGCAUACUGGCACAAGAUUUAUGACACUUUCUUCCCCGGUGCUGCUAAGGAACGUCCGGUCAGUCCCUAUUACGAAGGACCUGCGGCAGAGCAUCUCCGCCAAUUUCUUCUGUUCUCAGAGAGAGCUUUAGGACAACUGAUACCAGCUGUCCAGGAGCGAACAGGUCUUCUGACACAUUUGACCCCUGGCGGCCAAGAGCGGCUACUUCAAGAAGUUCAACAGGAGGCAGCUCCCAUCUCCGAAGUAUUACGGACCCGCAGCAGUGCCCAAAAUCUAGAUCCAUCGAUGAAUGUCGUCGAAGCACCAUCUCUGCUGGCCAGUACCUCUCUAGAGACAAUCGAGAGAAACGUACAUCAAGCAUCUCCGAGCGAUAUUGCUGCUGGCGUGGACGCGGCUCUACAUACCUUGCCCCGAAAUCUUCCAGGUUCGCACGUCGAUAUUGGAUACGCUCCGCGCACUUUACAGGUUCAAGAAAGUCGCCUUGAUCCACAGAGCAUCGAUGCAUUGUUUGAACCGUUGCUUGCAGGUGAUUUGUUUCGUGCAGCGGUUGGUGGCCCCCAAGACUUUGGACAUGAUUCUUCGCAAAUCCAUUUUUCCUACCCCGGACAGUUUGGUGAUGUUGUGUAUUUCCCAGAAGGCCAGGUUGAAGAAUGA
Fonsecaea pedrosoi CBS 271.37 is the source of this 1698-nucleotide messenger RNA. RefSeq lists its product as uncharacterized. The transcript is spliced from 5 exons. The record is from RefSeq and is a predicted model, not a curated record. NCBI's taxonomy places the organism in Eukaryota, Fungi, Ascomycota, Eurotiomycetes, Chaetothyriales, Herpotrichiellaceae. The coding region runs from base 1 to 1698 and encodes 565 amino acids.